AUGCGGGUAGUAGGAUGACAUACCGCCAAACAAUUGGUUAGUGAUUGGAUUGCUGCUCGAGUUUUUCUGGCACCGUUUCUCGUAGUUGUUACUCUAUUAGAGUUUGCAAAUUGUCUACAAACAUGACAGUCAAUAGCUGCUUCACAUCUGAAAAGAUAUCUAAGAUCCGGUGGAUACACGAAGAAUACCAAGAUGCGAACACAUUUGUUACCGGUAGUUGGGGUAGCGCGAGAAAUAACAUAAAAGUGUGGUCGAUCGCCGAUAGCAAUUACGCAAAGGAAUUCUCGAUCAAGUGCGUUGAUAAACACAGCACGAUUGGUGAUGUUACUGGUUUGGAAGUUUUCAAUAAGAACAGUUUAGCUGCGGUUACGGUAGAAGGUUUAUUGCAGGUUUUCAAUGUCGACAAAAUAACCGACAAUUUUAGUUUAUCGCGGCGAGGUGGUGUCGAGAACCUUCAUAAAUUCAAAAGAGGAAAUCGAGCGCCUUGUAAUGGUAUCUGCGUUUAUGAUGAUUACGCCGCAACUUUUGGAGAGGAUGGAAGGUUGAACAUUCUUUCUCUGGCUGAUCUUUGUAUUCUUCACGACAUAGCAGAAGGAGACAAUUGUUCUGUUACGACCGCACUAUUCGCUAAUUCGAAAGAAAUUCUAACCGGAAAUCGUAUGGGUGUUAUAAAACAAUUUGAUGUUCGCAGCAAAAACAAAGAGGCGUUGUCAACGUUCCCUAUAUCUGGAAAUGAUGAGCGGAAGUCGGUCGCCAUUACAAAUAUGUGCUGCCAUCCAACACAAAAACAUAUUGUCAUAUCCGGAACAGAGGAAGGUUCAUUAAUGGUGUGGGAUCUGAGAAAAAUUGGAUUCCCCAUAUCAUGCUUCAAAGCGCAUGCUCAAGCAAUCACAGAGAUAGGAUUCCAUAAGACACAACCAUCGCGAUUGUUCACCGCUUCAGAAGGUGGUGAAUUUUGGCAAUGGGUACAACAAGAAACAAGCUUCCCACUUAAUCAAUCGCAAGCAUUUCCUAGUGAAAGUGAUAGUAAUAACCCUUGGCUCGACAGUAAGAGAACGAAAAAUCAAAUUAAUGUAACAUCGUUGAUAACUGGAGUGCGAAGAGCUAUUAAUUCGUUCGAUGUUCAUGGGUCCCAUCUUGCCUGUGGUGGUGAUAAUGAAGCUGUGUAUAUUAUAGCAACUGAAUGAUUUUUUAGCUAAACGAAACUUACAGUCUCGAAGAAACGAAUAAAGAGUAUCU
Molecule: messenger RNA, 1239 nt
Organism: Hermetia illucens (black soldier fly)
Lineage: Eukaryota; Metazoa; Arthropoda; Insecta; Diptera; Stratiomyidae
Gene: Nup43
Product: nucleoporin Nup43
Exons: 5
Coding region: 123-1187 (354 amino acids)
Cellular component (GO): nuclear pore outer ring
Molecular function (GO): protein binding
Source: RefSeq, a predicted model, not a curated record